Piliocolobus tephrosceles (Ugandan red Colobus) is the source of this 845-nucleotide messenger RNA. It is a transcript of the gene SPDYE4, whose product is annotated as speedy/RINGO cell cycle regulator family member E4. NCBI's taxonomy places the organism in Eukaryota, Metazoa, Chordata, Mammalia, Primates, Cercopithecidae. The transcript is spliced from 6 exons. The record is from RefSeq and is a predicted model, not a curated record. The coding region runs from base 132 to 845 and encodes 237 amino acids. Gene Ontology annotation, biological process: positive regulation of cyclin-dependent protein serine/threonine kinase activity. Gene Ontology annotation, molecular function: protein kinase binding.
UCACUCCUAACUUCUCCCGAGCCUCUAGAAGAGAAAUGCGCUCUUCUGGGUCCUAAUGGAGUCUGGCAGAAGGCUUUGGACAGAACAGGGACUAGGUUCUGUGGACAGAAACAAAGCGUUUGGGAGAGACUAUGGCCAGUGGUCAAGCGCACCCUCCGUUUGAGGAGGAGAGCCCCCAGCCUAGCACAUCGAUGCAGUCCCCUCAGGUGGUGACGGAUGAUGAAGUGCCAGGACCAUCAGUCCCUUGGGUAGAUCCCAGUCCCCAGCCUGAAUCUCUUGGCAUGAAAAAGAAGAGGGAAUGGUCAGAUGAAUCCGAGGAGGAGCCGGAGGAGGAGCUGGAGUUGGAGCGCGCCCCUGAGCCCCAGGACACCUGGGUGGUGGAGAUGCUGUGUGGGCUCAAGAUGAAGCUGACACGCAAGCGAGCAUCCUCCGUGCUCCCUGAGCACCACGAGGCCUUCAACAGGCUGCUUGAGGAUCCUAUCAUUCAAAAAUUCCUGGCCUGGGACAAAGAUCUGAGGGUGUCAGACAAGUAUCUCCUGGCUAUGGUCAUAGCGUACUUUAGCCGUGCCGGCCUCUUCUCGUGGCAAUACCAACGCAUUCAUUUCUUCCUGGCUCUCUACCUGGCCAGUGACAUGGAGGAGGACAACCAGGCCCCCAAACAAGACAUCUUCUCCUUCCUCUACGGCAAGGACUACUCCCAGCGACCCUUGUUCCAUAAGCUUCGAUACCAGCUCAUCUGCUCCAUGCGUUGGAGGAUGUGGGUUUCCCCAGAGGAGAUGGAGGAGAUCCAGGCUUAUGACCCAGAGCACUGGGUGUGGGCCCGAGAUCGCACCCUCAUUUCCUAG